Molecule: messenger RNA, 762 nt
Organism: Strongylocentrotus purpuratus (purple sea urchin)
Lineage: Eukaryota; Metazoa; Echinodermata; Echinoidea; Camarodonta; Strongylocentrotidae
Product: transcription factor Ovo-like 2
Exons: 3
Coding region: 1-762 (253 amino acids)
Biological process (GO): regulation of transcription by RNA polymerase II; epidermal cell differentiation
Cellular component (GO): nucleus
Molecular function (GO): RNA polymerase II cis-regulatory region sequence-specific DNA binding; DNA-binding transcription factor activity, RNA polymerase II-specific
Source: RefSeq, a predicted model, not a curated record
AUGUCACCAAACAAACUUCCUUCUAAUGGUCUUACAACUCCUGACUCCACCUCUCUGCCAAGCACUAAACCACCAUACUCUACUGCAGAAGCAGCAGAGCCUACACCAGUUUAUGGUAUAAAACCCAAACCCAGGUGCAGCCAGUGCCUUAGCAUCUUCCCGACGGAAAGAGCAUACACCAAACAUAUGACUACAGACCACAGCCAGACAAAGCCACAUAUCUGCGGCUUUUGUGGAAAGGGAUUUCAUGACAAGUUUGACCUGAAGAGGCACUACCGAACACACACAGGUGUCGGACCUUACAAGUGCAGCCAGUGUUCACGUUCUUUCACUCAGCGCUGCUCCCUUGAGACACACGUCAACAAAGUACACGAGAUGCCACUCGCCUUCACGUUCAAGGAGCGGCGAGAAAAGAUAUACGUCUGCGAGGAUUGCGGACAUUCUGUGAAGGACGCGUUCGAGCAUUAUCUCCACAUGUGGGUCGCGCACUCACGACUGGCCAAGCCCAAACGUCUUCGACAGAAAGUGCUACACAGGAUAAAGUACAUCCUCAAGGCUCAAAAUGGCGACCGCAACAGAGUCCUUCGCGCUUUCGAGAUUCCUCGUCUUCGACGAGCCAGCACAUCGCAGCAGUCCGCGGACGCCGACAAAUCUAGACCGUGGAUCACCGUUCGUUCGCACGGACAUCCAGGCGAAGAUGAUCAAGUGAGCAUGGUCGUCUAUCAGAGAUCGCAUACACCUUCCGAUGCGAACAAAACCUGA